This is a messenger RNA of Fraxinus pennsylvanica, 1125 nucleotides long. NCBI's taxonomy places the organism in Eukaryota, Viridiplantae, Streptophyta, Magnoliopsida, Lamiales, Oleaceae. The record is from the annotation of a GenBank genome assembly.
AUGGGUUCUAUGAGGUUAGAUCUGAGCAAAAAAAAUCACCUAGAAAAGAUCGAUCACUUCGAUAGGCUGCCUGAUUCUCUUCUACUCUUGAUCUUCAACAAUAUUGGUGAUAUCAAGGCGUUGGGUCGAUGCUGCGUCGUUUCUAGGCGCUUCCACUCCCUUGUUCCCUUGGUCGACAGCGUCGUCGUUCGCUUUGAUUGCGUAAUUUCCGAUGAUUGUUCUUCUUCCGCUGCCACUGCCGCAGCCGCUCCAGGCAGGUCCCGCCAUCCCGUGUCCUCGUUUUUCCAGGACUUGUUUUCGGGCCUGUUCAAACCAUUCCAGCCCCUCACCCAGCUUGUUACUACAUCUCGUCCACGUUCUUCCAAUGCUGGAGGUUUGGACCAUGGUUUUGAUCAGAAUAGCCUGCUGAACCACCAUUCCCCUACUCAAAUCUUGAAAUUUUUUAAGGAAAUCAGGUGCCUCAGAAUAGAAUUAUCUAAUGGGGAGCUUGGGAUUGACAACGGUGUUUUGAUUAAGUGGAAGGCAGAAUUUGGGUCAACGCUAGAUAAUUGUGUCAUUCUUGGAGCUUCUUCUGUCAUUCCGGCUGCAAACAGUGCGUGUUCCAGUGCUGGCAAUGUUAAUAAUGAUAAUGCAGCUGAGAACGAUGAUGGGAGCAUACCCGAAUCAUUUUACACGAAUGGAGGAUUGAAAUUACGUAUUGUGUGGACAAUAAGCUCUUUGAUUUCAGCCUCAGCAAGACAUUACCUGCUGCAGCCAAUAAUAGCAGAGCACAAGAAGUUGGACAAUUUGGUUUUGACUGAUGCCGAUGGGCAGGGGGUGUUGUCGAUGAAUAAGGAGCAAUUGGAGGAGCUGAGGGUGAAGCCUUUGUCAGCCUCCUCCGCUUCUAAGAGGACUUUGGUUCCAUCUCUCAAGAUGCGGCUGUGGUACGCCUCUCUUCUGGAAUUACCCAAUGGGAUGGUCUUGAAAGGGGCGACAUUGGUUGCAAUCAGGCCCAGUGAACAGCCAAAGGAGGUGAUGGGUUCAGAAGGAAAAUGGGUUGCCUCAAAACUUGAGGAGCCGUUCGGGACCGCAGCGAGGAUGUUGAUGAAAAGGAGGACUUAUUGUCUGGAAAUGAACUCAUUCUAA